AUGGGUUUUCGGCAGUGCCAAUCCGAUGCUUGCUUGUAUAUUCGGCAGGACGGUGGAGAUACGAUCAUCCUCGUUGUCUAUGUGGAUGAUUUGUUGGUCGGAUGUAAAGAUGCUGCCAAAAUUUCGGAUGUGCUCAUGACGUUGCGAAAGAGUUUUGAUAUCACGGAUCUCGGUAUGGUGAAAUAUUUUCUCGGACAAGAAGUUCGUCGCGAGGAUGGAUGUUACAGUUUGAGGUUGACAAGCUAUAUUGAAGAGUUGGUAGAGAAGUUCGGACUUGCAGAGUGCAAUCCAUGCAAGACACCCAUGGACCCUGGGUAUGUGCGCUAUGAGGGUAGUCAACCAUUAAGUGAUAUUACUCGUUAUCGAAGUUUGGUCGGUGCACUUUUGUACAUCUCCGUUAAUGCAAGACCGGAUAUAGCUGCUAGUGUAUUGUUCCUUGGGCGAAGAGUUAGCCAACCAACAAUCAAUGAUUGGAAAGCGGCCAAGCGAGUGUUACGGUACCUUAAGGGUACUAAGGAGUUGAAGCUGAAGUUUGGUCCUGGAGAAGGAUGGUCUUUGCGAGGAUACUCGGAUGCUGAUUGGGCAGGUGACCAUGAAAGCCGUAAGUCUACGACCGGAUUCAUUUUCUUCUAUGGAAUGGGACCGAUCACUUGGGUAAGCCGUCGGCAGUCGUGCGUUACACUGUCGUCCAUGGAAGCAGAAAAGGCGCAACAAAAGUUUUUGAAGAUAACCAAAGUUGCCUUAGUUUCGUACGAGCUGAACGUACCACCAAGAGAUCGAAACACAUCGACACAAGGCAACAUUUCAUCAGGAAUCUGA
Molecule: messenger RNA, 819 nt
Organism: Armigeres subalbatus
Lineage: Eukaryota; Metazoa; Arthropoda; Insecta; Diptera; Culicidae
Exons: 2
Coding region: 1-819 (272 amino acids)
Source: RefSeq, a predicted model, not a curated record